CACAGCGCAUUCCUGGGGAGUCCUCAGCUGCCAGCAUCUGAUUAGAACCAUAUCUCUCCCUGUGAGUGGCUAGCUCCGCUCGGGAGUCUAGCGUACAACUGAGUAUUUAACCGGCCCGCGGGGUCGCCUAGUCUGCCCGGCGGAGGGUUUGGGGGUCAGGGAGAAAAGAAAUCAUGCUCGGAGCCGAAAGGAGCUAGUUUAUCACCUUGGAUUAUGUCCAUCUGAGAUUUUCCAAUCGUGAAUCCUUCUGGGAACUCAAAGCAUCUCCUGGUGCCAGGGUUCCCAUCCAGCUUCUUCAAAAUGUCUACUGAAGUUGAGAACAACAUGGCCAAUGGUCAGCCUGAUCAACAGGCAGCAACCCCCAAGCCUCCAUCAAAGAAAGAAAAAAAGAAAGGAACAGAAAAGACAGAUGAGUAUCUCUUGGCCAGGUUCAAAGGUGAUGGCGUAAAAUACAAGGCCAAACUCAUUGGCAUUGAUGAUGUGCCAGAUGCAAGAGGGGAUAAAAUGUGUCAAGACUCUAUGAUGAAACUGAAGGGAAUGGCAGGAGCUGCUCGGUCUCAGGGACAGCACAAACAGAAGAUUUGGUUGAAUAUUUCUCUCUCUGGAAUUAAAAUAAUUGAUGAGAAAACUGGGGUGAUCGAGCACGAACAUCCUGUAAACAAGAUCUCUUUCAUUGCCCGAGAUGUGACAGACAAUAGGGCUUUUGGUUAUGUGUGUGGAGGAGAAGGACAGCACCAGUUUUUUGCCAUAAAAACUGCACAGCAGGCAGAACCAUUAGUAGUUGAUCUCAAGGAUCUUUUUCAAGCCAUCUAUAAUGUCAAGAAAAAGGAAGAAGAAGAUAAGAAAAAGACUGAAGAAGCCAACAAGGCCACUGAGAAUGGGAAUGGAAACCUGCUGACACUUGAUAACCGAGCUAGCAAAAUGAAAUUGGGUGUUGACCAGAUGGAUUUGUUUGGGGACAUGUCCACACCUCCUGACCUAAAUAGUCCAACAGAGAGCAAAGAUAUCCUGUUAGUGGAUCUAAACUCUGAAAUCGGCACCAAUCAGAAUUCUCUAAGAGAAAAUCCCUUCUUAACCAAUGGCAUCACUUCCUGCUCGCUUCCUCGACCAAAGCCCCAGACACCUUUCUUGCCUGAAAAUGCUUUUUCUGCCAAUCUCAACUUCUUUCCCACCCCUAAUCCUGACCCUUUCCGCGAUGAUCCUUUCACACAAGCAGACCAAUCGACACCUUCUUCAUUUGAUUCUCUCAAACCUCCAGAUCAGAAGAAAGAGAGUCUGAAUAGCUUCUUACCGCUUCCACUGAGUAAUGGGUCUCUGAAUGGCGAUUUUGAUUACUUUGGGCAACAGUUUGACCAGAUUUCUAAUCGAACUGGGAAACAGGAGGCUCAGGCAGGCCAGUGGCCCUUUGCAAGUUUGCAAUCCAUGCCCACAAUAAGAACUCAGAAUGGGGUACUUGAAAGAGAACAAAAUGGCCUUCUUAUCAAAUCUUCCCCCAAUUUUUUUGUGGGAAGCCCUCCCAAAGGACUGUCACUACCCAACGGAAUAAAGCAGGACACAGAAAACUCUGUCCAGUCCUCACCACAUGACUCCAUAACAAUUAACCCACCUCCACAAAGUACCAAACCUGGAAGAGGCAGAAGGACUGCUAAGUGCUCAAUGAAUGACAUAUUUGGGUCAGAUAUUUUUGCUGCUCCUACCACAGAAUCCCCAAAUCAGACUUCACCAACAGGCCAACCUACAGUUUUGCAGAACAAUCCCAUGGACCUCUUCAACACUAAUGUUCCUUCCUCAGGGGGUUCCCUGGCUGGUCUAGGUGGCUUACCAGCAACUACGCCUCAGACAGGACCAUGGAACCCGCCAUCAUUAGUUUUCAACCAGUCCACCUCAGUGCUCCCUGGACCCAUGAUGAAUACUCAGCCUUCAGGAUUCAGUCAGCCUCUUGCCUUUAGUCCAAACCCACCCGUCUCAGGCUGGGAUCAGCCAACAUCUUUUGGAGCCCCACUGUCAUCCUCACCUCCUCCUCUCUGGGGCUCUACCACCAAUGUGCCCACUAAUACAUGGCCAUCACAAGCCUCUAUGGGGAACCCUUUUCAGAGCAACAUAUUCCCAACUGCUGCCACAUCAGGUCAGCAGUCUUCUGUGCUUAUCUCAGGCUCACCACCUCAGCCCCCUCCCAGAACUACCCCACAGAAAGAUAUCUCUUGUGAUGCCUUUACUGCCUUAGACCCACUUGGGGAUAAAGAAAUCAAGGAGGUGAAAGAAAUGUUUAAGGACUUACAGCUGAGGCAUCGACCAGCAGUGCCAGCGAGGAAGGGGGAGCAAGCAUCCUCUGGGGCCUCAGGAGCCUUCUCCAGUUACUUCACUAGCAAAGUUGGCAUUCCACAAGAGAGUGCAGAGCAUGAUGACUUAGAUGCCAAUCAGUUGUUGGCCAAGAUAAAUGAAGCACCAAAGCCAUCUCCCAGGCAAAGCACCCCAGUAGCUUCCAAGCCAGUGGAAAGUUCAUUUGAGAACCUUUUUGCAAUAGAUCCUUUCCGUUCUCCAUCACAAGCACCCACUGUGUCUCAUCAGCCAACAUCUCCUCAUCUAUAUGGGGAUCCUUUUGGAAAUCGAUUUGCAUAACUUCUGAUUUUGGUGCAUUACCUAUCAAGAUGAAUAAAAAGAUUGGCCACAUUUGCCAAGGACAAAGCUACUAGUGGGACAACUUGUCUUGCUCCAGCUUCAGUAUACAUUACCUUUUGCCUUAUUCCUUGAUGGCUUUUUUUUUUUUUUUUACUUAUAGAGAUAUCUUCUCACUUUUUGCCCAGACAUAAAGCUAAGCCUCAAAGCUGUGGCUUGAAACAUAAGAUACAAGAACCUGAUCUUCUAAGUCUUAAAAAAAACAAAUGAAGCCAAAAGAAUUUCUCCAAUGGGGAGAGGGGGUGAGGGAAGAGGGGACUGUGCCCACCAGUAAUUUCCCGAUUUUCCCAAAAUGCCUGGCAUCUCCCCAAAGGAUAAAUGUCAAAUAAUACCAUCUUAUACACUUCCUUCCAGAACUUUUGCUCUGUUAACAAGUUUUGGAGUUACCUUCAUUUAAGGUUUAGAAUUUUAGUGAGGUUUUUUCCUCUUUUUUUUUCCCCCAAAGGCUAACAAAUUUAUGGUUGUAAAAGGACUGAGCACUUAUUGAAAAAUAAGAAGUCAUGCUUUCCCUCUCCUCUCUCCUUCCUUCUCCAGUUGCAGAGGAUUGUGAUGAAAGUAAACUAAAACAAGUCCUUUGACCCUUCCUAGGAUAUUUGUAAUUGUCACAUCCUACAUCUCCAGACCUCACUUUUCAAAAGAUGAAAAUCCCUUUUAAAAUUCACUUUUUGGAAAUUCUCCCGAUCCUUUUUGCAGGAUUGGCUUAAUUUAUUUCCUCUGGCCCUGAAACUAUAGCAAAUCAUGGGGUAAGCAUGUUGUGGGGAGGCUAGUUUUCUUCUCCCCACCCUCCAACAUUCAUCCUAUGAUACGAUUCCUAAAGUUUCAUUUAUUUUGACCUAAAUACUGUCAUUCCCCGCCAUUUGUAGAGCUGGCAAGAUUCUGUUGGUUUAUGGGGAAACUGUCUCUUUAUGAAAUCACAGAUCUGACAUUCUUUCACUCUUUCCAGGCCUUUUGGUUAAGAGAGAGGGUGUAGUCACUUAAUCACAGUUACUCACCUUCCUUUUCCUUAAUUGAUUAUGAGGCCCCAUCUUAAAAUUAAAGUCCUAGAAUCCACUUUUUGAUCUAAUUUUUCAGUGAGCCUGCUACAGGUCUACUCAUCAUGGAGCUAUUAUAUGCUGAAGGUCAGUCCAUUUAUUAAAUGAAAUGAUUGACUCAAAUGGCUCCGGAGGUUUUGGUGGUUACAUUGGGCCCUUUAAAGUACCCAGGUAACUUUCUUCAAACAACAGGUCAGAGAUUGGUAAAGAGAAAAAAUGGAUAAGAGAUAUCCAGAACCUGAAAUAUCUGAAAAUAUUGGUUAUAGCAAUGGCCAUAUCAACCUUUUCUUUUUCCUCUUUUUGAAAAACCAAAAACGAACUUGAACUCUUUCCCAGUACAUUUUGUAUCUCUAUUUUUAGCACAAUUAUGAGAAAGAAUUUUUGCCAAAAUGAGUUUUGUAUUGCGUGUGUGUUAUUGUUAUUGCUUGUCUUUGACCCUUAACUCUCAGGUUCUUGUGGGUGUUAAACAUCCACAUUCAAUGUUAAUUUGGGGUGGAGGAAAAGGAUACCUACCUGCACUGCCAACCAGUUGGCAGAUUCAUGAACCUCUAUUGAUUUAACCCUAAAUCCUAAAUAAUUGUCUAAGGUAAAGUUAGAGUGAUAUGUUUAAUGGUAAUAGCUAUCAGUGUAUAGACUUAACUUUUCUGUCUGGCUUUCUGCUCAACCAUUUAAAAAUAUGAACUUGAAAUAGUAUUUUAACGUCCAAAUACCUAAACUUGUGCUAAAACUGGAGACAAUUAUUUGUAGGUAACUGGGAUUUUUGAAAGUAAUUUCUUGAAACCGAAUUUCAGCCACACAUGUCCUGUACAGAUCUAUUUUUCUCCUGUGCACUUUUCUGUAAUGCAAAUAAAGCUAUGAAUUUACUCCAUCUCAAUAAACUGGAAAUGCAGAA
Gracilinanus agilis (Agile Gracile Mouse Opossum) is the source of this 4599-nucleotide messenger RNA. It is a transcript of the gene DAB2, whose product is annotated as DAB adaptor protein 2. Bases 301 to 2619 code for a protein of 772 amino acids. Gene Ontology annotation, cellular component: plasma membrane. Gene Ontology annotation, biological process: positive regulation of endocytosis; receptor-mediated endocytosis; negative regulation of canonical Wnt signaling pathway. NCBI's taxonomy places the organism in Eukaryota, Metazoa, Chordata, Mammalia, Didelphimorphia, Didelphidae. The transcript is spliced from 15 exons. The record is from RefSeq and is a predicted model, not a curated record.